Molecule: messenger RNA, 171 nt
Organism: Carica papaya (papaya)
Lineage: Eukaryota; Viridiplantae; Streptophyta; Magnoliopsida; Brassicales; Caricaceae
Source: RefSeq, a predicted model, not a curated record
AUGGCGUCUGAAUGCCUAGGUAAAAACUCAUGGCCGGAACUUGUUGGGAAAAAUGGAGAUGAGGCAGUGGAAACCAUAAAAAGAGAAAAUCCAAAUGUCUUGGAAGCCAUCGUGUUGUUGGAAGGAACUUCAGUGAUCAAGAAUUUUAGCUGCAACAGGGUUUGGGUUUAG